CUCCCCGAGGCCUGGCCCCGCCCCCGCCUCUGCACGCGUGCGCCCCUCCCCAAUCUUCCUCCUCUCUUGUGGCUCGGGCUCCCGUCAGUCAGUGCGGCUGCUCGCCCUGUCAUUGGCCACGAUCGGGAAGAGAGGGCGGGGCCCCCGGAAGUUGGGAGGGGUGCUGAAUUUACGGACAGGACCUGGAGGAAGGGGGGCCUAGCACGAGGAGGAGCUGUGGGCCAUGUGGUCUGAACGUGUCAGAGGGACUGCCAGGAGACUGGGCCGGGCUCUGGGCCCCACCACUGUCACCAGAGGGAAUUGUCAGUGGCCCCCAGCCUCCCCCUCCCACCCCCACCAUGCCUCAAGUGCCAGGACCCAGAAGAGUGAGGGGCCAGCCGCGGCCUCUGGGCUGAGCAGAGAAGACAUCCAGAGAGCCCGAGAAGCGGCCCCUCCCAGAAUGGGGCUGAGACCCCAGCUAAGUGAGCGUGCCCGGGAGCGAAAGGUGCCUGCUUCUCGAAUCAGCCGCCUGGCCAACUUUGGGGGACUAGCAGUGGGCCUGGGCGUGGGCACCCUGAUUGAAGUGGCCAAGACCUCGCUGGCAGGAGGGCCGGCUGGCAGGGAAGAAGGCCCUGUCCUGGGUCCCAGCCCCUUCCUCUCGGAAGCCAAUGCUGAGCGAAUAGUAAGGACGCUGUGCACCGUUCGAGGAGCAGCUCUCAAGGUUGGCCAGAUGUUAAGCAUCCAGGACAACAGCUUCAUCAGCCCCCAGCUGCAGCGCAUCUUUGAGAGGGUCCGGCAGAGUGCCGACUUCAUGCCCCGCUGGCAGAUGAUGAGAGUCCUGGAGGAAGAACUGGGCCGGGACUGGCGGACCAAGAUGGGCUCCCUGGAGGAGAGGCCGUUCGCUGCCGCCUCCAUUGGCCAGGUGCACCAGGGCGUCCUACAGGACGGGACCGAGGUGGCUGUGAAGAUCCAGUACCCAGGUGUGGCCCAGAGCAUUCAGAGUGACAUGGACAAUCUGCUGGCCGUGUUGAAGAUGAGUGUGAGCUUGCCUGAAGGCCUCUUUGCUGAGCAGAGUCUCCAGGCUUUGCAGCGGGAGCUGGCAUGGGAGUGUGACUAUCGUCGGGAGGCUGCCUGUGCCCGCAGCUUCAGGCAGCUCCUGGAGGGGGACCCUUUCUUCCGGGUGCCUGCUGUGAUCGAGGAGCUGAGCACAGGCCGGGUGUUGGCCAUGGAGAUGGCCACCGGGGUGCCCCUGGACCAGUGCCAGGGCCUGAGCCAAGACGUCCGCAACCAGAUCUGCCGUGAGCUCCUGCGGCUCUGCCUUCGAGAACUCUUUGAGUUCCGAUUCAUGCAGACGGACCCCAACUGGGCCAACUUCCUGUACGACACCUCCAACCACAAGGUGACCCUGCUGGACUUCGGGGCGAGCCGGGAGUUUGGGUCAGAGUUCACAGACCACUACAUCGAGGUGGUAAAGGCUGCUGCAGAUGGUGACCGGGCCCGAGUUCUAAAGAAAUCCCAGGACCUGAAGUUCUUGACAGGCUUUGAAACUAAGGCUUUUGCAGAGGCCCAUGUGGAAGCAGUCAUGAUCCUGGGGGAGCCCUUUGCCAGUGCCGGCCCCUACGAUUUUGGGUCCGGGGACACAGCUCGCCGGGUCCAGAGCCUGGUACCCAUAAUGCUGCGCCACCGGUUGUGCCCCCCACCAGAGGAGACCUACGCCCUUCACCGAAAGCUUGCAGGGGCUUUCCUGGCCUGCUCCCGCCUUGGGGCCAACAUCCCCUGUGGGGACUUGUUCCAUGAGGUCUACCAGCACUACUGGGCUGCUCGCCCGUCGGGCUAACUGUGGCCCUCCCAGGAAUCUCCCCAGCCCUUACUCCUGGACCCAUGGAUCUGAUGCAGGAGCCCUCAGGGUCUGCAGUGACUUACCAUGAGACCACCCCAAGAGCUCCCAGAGAUCUACAGAGAGCCCCUUUCCAGGAUAGAGACUCAUCCCUCCUCCCUGCAAGGCCCAGGGCUUCCAGCUCCCGUCCUAGGCCGGGGACCAUGAGGGGCCUCCCCCACAUGGACCUCCUGGAACAUAGUGGCCACCCUUUCUCCUUCCCCUUCUGAGCCCCAACCCAGCCCCCGUCUCGGGGAGUGGAUGUCCAGAUGGCCUGUAUGCCUGGGUCCUCCCACCUCCACCAGCUGCCUUCAGGCCCAAUGGGCAGUGCAUUCAAUAAUAUCCUAAAUAAAGGGGAACCACCCU
Messenger RNA from Dromiciops gliroides (monito del monte), 2221 nucleotides. RefSeq names its product coenzyme Q8B (gene COQ8B). Gene Ontology annotation, molecular function: kinase activity. Gene Ontology annotation, cellular component: extrinsic component of mitochondrial inner membrane. Lineage: Eukaryota; Metazoa; Chordata; Mammalia; Microbiotheria; Microbiotheriidae. The transcript is spliced from 14 exons. Gene Ontology annotation, biological process: ubiquinone biosynthetic process. The record is from RefSeq and is a predicted model, not a curated record. Bases 224 to 1816 code for a protein of 530 amino acids.